Molecule: messenger RNA, 1497 nt
Organism: Vanderwaltozyma polyspora DSM 70294
Lineage: Eukaryota; Fungi; Ascomycota; Saccharomycetes; Saccharomycetales; Saccharomycetaceae
Gene: ARO8
Product: bifunctional 2-aminoadipate transaminase/aromatic-amino-acid:2-oxoglutarate transaminase
Exons: 1
Coding region: 1-1497 (498 amino acids)
Biological process (GO): L-tyrosine biosynthetic process; aromatic amino acid catabolic process
Molecular function (GO): aromatic-amino-acid:2-oxoglutarate transaminase activity; L-2-aminoadipate:2-oxoglutarate transaminase activity; pyridoxal phosphate binding
Source: RefSeq, a predicted model, not a curated record
AUGACUUUACCAGAAUCUAAAGAUUUUUCUUACUUAUUUUCUGAUGAAACUAAUGCCCGUAAACCAUCUCCUUUAAAGACUUGUAUUCAUUUAUUCAACGAUCCUAAUAUCAUCUUCUUAGGUGGUGGUUUACCAUUGAGUGAUUAUUUCCCAUGGACUCAAGUUACUUCAAAGUCCCCUUUACCACCAUUUAAUAAAGGUAUCGGUGCAAAGUUAUCUGAUAGUGAAACUGAUACUUUGACUUAUACUGUUGAAAGAGAUUCAAAAGCUGAAGAUUUCGACAUUCCUUUUUCAAAGUCUUUACAAUAUGGUUUCACUCAAGGUCACCCAGAUUUAUUGAAUUUCUUAAAGGAACAUACUGGUUUAAUUCAUAAAAUGAAUUAUUCUGAUUGGGAUAUUAUCUUAACUACUGGUAACACUAAUGGUUGGGAAUCCACUUUAAGAGUUUUCUGUAACAAAGGUGAUGUUAUCUUGGCUGAAGCUCAUUCUUUCUCUUCUUCAUUAGCAUCCGCUGAAGCCCAAGGUAUUACUACUUUCCCUAUCCCAAUUGAUGAACACGGUAUCAUUCCUGAAAAAUUAGAAGAAAUAUUAGAUAACUGGACUCCAGGUGCUCCAAAGCCAAAAUUGUUAUAUACUAUCCCAACUGGUCAAAACCCAACUGGUACCUCUUUAGCUGAUGAAAGAAAAGUUGAAAUUUACAGAAUUGCUUGUAAACACGAUUUCUUAAUCAUUGAAGAUGAACCAUACUACUUCUUACAAAUGGGUGAAUACAUUGCUGAUUUGGAUGAAAGAAAGAAAGUUCAAGAUGUUCCAAAACCAACCCAUGACCAAUUUUUGGGUUCUUUGGCUAAAACUUUCUUAUCUGUCGAUACUGAAGGUCGUGUCAUUAGAAUGGAUUCUUUCUCAAAAGUUUUGGCUCCAGGUUCAAGAUUAGGUUGGUUAACUGGUUCUAAGAAACUUCUACAACCAUACAUUAGUUUACAUGAAAUGACUGUCCAAGCCGCUUCAGGUUUCACACAAUCCUUGGUUAAUGGUUUAUUACAACGUUGGGGUCAAGAUGGUUAUAUUGAUUGGUUAAUCGGUCUACGUCAUGAAUACACUUUAAAGCGUGAUAACGCUAUUGACGCUUUGUAUGAAUACGCUCCUAAACACGAAGCCUUCAAAAUUAACCCACCAAUUGCUGGUAUGUUCUUCACCAUCAAUAUCGAUGCCAGUAUCCAUCCUGAAUUUGAAACUAAAUUCCAAUCUAAUCCUGCCAUGGUCGAACAGUACAUUUACGAUAAAGUUGUAAGAAGCGGUGUCUUAGUGGUCCCAGGUGCUUGGUUCAGAACUGAAGGUGAAACAAAUCCACCACAACCAAAAGAAUCUAAACAAGGUGGUAACGCCAAUGAAAUUUUCUUCAGAGGUACUUAUGCUGCUGUUUCUCCAGAAAAGUUAAGAGAAGGUUUGAAAAGAUUAGGUGACGCAUUGCAUGAAGAAUUCCAAAUUGCUAAGUAA